UCCAUAAGCCCGACAUACAGUAUUGACAUUCACUAGACCAGAGACGGUGCGUGCAAGUAAGUGUGUGCAAAGGUCAGAGUGUCGCACCGGAAGCACAUACCAUAGCAACACUUCCGUUUCCUGCUGGUGCUAGGUGUUUCCCUGUCCGCUCGGUACGAGCUUGUGGAUUCUUGGGCUGAUCUAUGAGGCAUGGAGGCCGGCAUCUCGAACCCUGUAUUUGUACCCUUUAAACGUCCAAAUGAAGAAGAUUUAAAUGCCAUGGAAGGAAAAAAAAUAUGUCCUAUUGACCCAGACAUUAUUAAGAAAGAAAUAAAAGAAGAUGAGGAUGAGCCAGUCAGCUGUGAAGAGGCAUGGUUAAAGGGCUUUGGUUUAUACAGCGAUGAUAUGACUCAGUCAAGUAACCAUUCUAAUGCUGCCGAUAUCAAUUUAAAUGCCUUUGCAGAAGCAGUGUUAGAUUCUAGCACAGAUUUUCAUUGUCAGGUCGAUGAAAAUACAACAAAAGUUUUUGAUGUGGAUAAGCCGUUCCAGCCUUCUGCAGAACUUGUGCCACCACAGUGUUUUGGAAAUAGGAAACUAAGGUUCCAGAGCACUUGGUACACAGAUUUCCCAUGGCUUCAUUACAGCCCUCACUUGAAGGCUGUUCUUUGUUUUACCUGUGGAAAAGCAGAGAGUAUGGGACUUUUGGGAUCUUCAAGGAGAAGAGACUCUGUAUUCACAGUGGUAGGCUUCUCUAACUGGAAGAAGGCUCGAGAAAAGUUUGGCUCUCACCAAAAGUCUAAGAGCCAUGAGUUCGCUACCUGGAAAUUAAUGCAUGCCUUACAGAACCAAAAAAGAGAAGCUGCUUUGGAACAGCAAAGGAAAGUUAGACAAGCUAUUCCACCCCUUUGUCUUAACAAACUGAUUGGUGCAGUGCGUUUUUUGAUCCACCGAGGUCAUACAUUUCAAAAUCAUGAAUCAAUUGAAGAGAGUCUAUUUGAACUUCUGAAAUUCUUAGGUCAAGACAGUGAAAUGUUCAGAUAUUGGCUCAUGACUAAUCAAAAUUUCACUAGUCCAGAAAUCCAGCACGAAAUAAUUGGCUUAAUGAGCCAUGAGAUUAUAGGUUUAAUUACAAAGGAUGUGAACCAAGGUUCAAUGUACUACUCUGUAAUUGUAGACCACAUUGAGAAUUCUGACUUGCAGCAGCUGAGCCUCUGUUUACGAUACUUGGAUUCCGACAUGCACCCUCAAGAGGAAUUUAUUGGCUUCCUUGACCCUAUAGAGGAAACUGGUACCUCUGCUGCAAAUCAUAUUUUAGAACUUCUUGAUCGACAUUCAUUGCCUAUUGAUCUUCUAAGAGGAAUUGCAUUUGAGGUAUCUUCUACCUCUUCCCUUUGUUAUAUGGAAUCACGUGCGUUGCUUAAGCAGAAACAGCCUCUAGCCAUGUUCGUACAUUGUGGAGCUCCUUGCGGUAGUUUCUUGGCAAGAGAUGGUUGCCACGCCAGUCCAUUUCUGCAGCAAGCUUUAUAUUCUGUAAAUGACCUAUGCAAAUUAUUCAGCAAAACACCCAAGUUCAAAUUUUUCUUUUCUGAAGUAAUGCCAAGUCUUAUUUGUCAGACUCGGUUUUUGUGCUCUUCAAAGUGGUGUGUUAACCUAGGAGUGUUAAAUACUGUUAUUCAGCACUAUGGCAUAAUCCUAGAAGGCCUUAGAGAAAUGCAAGCACAUACUGGUGUUUCUGGUGUAAGAGCUAAUGUCUUGUUACGAGAAUUUAUUGAAGGAAGUACAGUUGUGAGUUUGCUCAUUAUAAGGUCGAUAAUGGAGUCACUCAACAUUCUAAAUGUUAAUCUGGAAGAGCAGGACAGACUUAUGUUGAGUACCCUGAAAAAAAUUAGGCUGGUAAAAGAGAUACUGGUGAGGGUUCGGCAAGAAGUUUCAGUGUUGGAUUUCAUAAAACAAGCGGAAGACUUUGUAAUUAAACUUAAUCUGUUACCAUUAACCAUUCCACAACAGGGACUGCUAUGCACUCAGGAUCUGGAGACCAUGAAUCACCAAGUUACUCUGCCUAAGGAGGAUUUUUACAGAAAUGAGUAUUUGAAGGUGCUUGAGGCUGUUAUUUCUCAGCUGGACAAUAGGUUCCUUCAACAAGGUUUUAUUGAUUACUGUCAUCUGGAAGAUGUGCUGCUUAGCACGGGAAAAGGAGAAUCCGACAGUGUUAUUGAAGAGAAACUGGGAAUCCUUUCUAAAUACCCAGAGUUCAAUGUUCGAAUGUUAAAGGUCCAAUUGGAAAUGUUUGCCCACAAAAACAGCUACAGCUCUUUGCCAGAAGCCGUAAGUCUUUACAAUUCUGUAAGUCCUGAAGUUAAGGAGUUUUUCAGUGAGUUGGGUAAAUUUCUGAAACUUUUGCUCAUAAUUCCUGUGAGCACAACUGUGAGUAAGCAGGUCUGCUGCCCUUUCCAGAGACUGAAGACUUUGUUGAAGCUCACCACCACUGAGACGCGCUCAAAUGAUGUAGCGGUUUGCUAUGUGAAUGAGACACGCUUAGACAACCUGUGUUUGGAAACUGUUGCACACAACUUUGUUCAUGGUUUUUGAUAAUUUCAGUUCUGAUUUUUCUAUGUGUCUUAUUGGAACGUUGGAUGUGGCUCAAAUGCAUUUGUACAACGUAGCAGCAGUUUUAGUUCUAUGUAUUUCUCAUUAGCCAGCCUUUAAUUUGUAUUGAGAAAGGCCCAGAUUUGUCAAGCCUUGGAGAGUAAUAAAUUGCACGGUGAUAAAGUAACAAUCAAUCAACCUGUCAUUUUUCAAACACAGCCUGUAACAUGAGCUGGUUGGUUGGUACUUUAUCACUGUGCAAGGCUUGAUAAAUCUGGACUGAAAUGUUUAAUUUCAGCUUUGCUACACAUCCUAUAGUGAUGUUUGUCUGCGUGAGGUUUCUGACUUUUUAAUUUUUUUUUUUUUAAGGUCUGUUAAGUCAUAUUAACCCUGCCAGUCUUCAUACUUACACACACACACACACACACACACACACACACACACACACACACACACACACACACACACACACAC
Pseudophryne corroboree (corroboree frog) is the source of this 3039-nucleotide messenger RNA. RefSeq lists its product as uncharacterized. Lineage: Eukaryota; Metazoa; Chordata; Amphibia; Anura; Myobatrachidae. The record is from RefSeq and is a predicted model, not a curated record. Bases 190 to 2568 code for a protein of 792 amino acids. The transcript has 2 exons.